This is a messenger RNA of Spirometra erinaceieuropaei, 1163 nucleotides long. Lineage: Eukaryota; Metazoa; Platyhelminthes; Cestoda; Diphyllobothriidea; Diphyllobothriidae. The record is from the annotation of a GenBank genome assembly.
AUGCUUCUUAACCGCAUGAACAAACAUCUGGAACAGGGCUUCCUGCCGGAAGGCCAAUGCGACUUCCGCCGCCAUUGUGGGACCACGGACAUAAUCUUCGCCGCCCGCCAACUUCAGGAGAACUGUCAGGAAAUGCGGAACCACCUGUACUCAACCUUUGCGAAUCUAAUGAAAGACUACUACACGGUGAAUCGUGAAAGAUUGGGAAAAUCAUACAGAAAUUCGGCCGUCCUGAGCAAUUCACUCAGAUAGUGCGUCAGCUCAACGAUGGCAUUAUGGUGCGCGUCACGGACAAUGGGACCGUGUCAGAAGCAUUCGCACUGGCCAACGGAGUGAAACAGGACUGCGCCCUCGCACCUACCCUCUUCACUCCUAUGUUCCCUGUCAUGCUGACAGACGCCUGCCGUGACAAACACCCUGGGAUCUGCAUCGUCUACAGGACGGACGGUCAACUCCUCAACCACGGUUGAAUACACUUCCAGCCGAGUGUAUACACAACCACCAUCCACGAACUUCUCUACGCCAGCGACUGCGCCUCCAACUCCACCUCGGAAGGGGAUAUGCAGUGGAGCAUGAACCUCCUAGCCGCCGCCUGCGAGAGCUUUGACCUAAUCGUAAACAGUGAGCAAACGGAGGUUAUGCAUCAACCGCCACCAGACGCUGCAUACGUCGCACCCAUAAUCAACGUGAACGGCACCCAACCGCAAGCCGUGGACAACUUCACUUACCUGGGCAGCACCCUCUCCCGUAACACCAAGAUCGAUGGUGAAGUGGCCCGCCGGAUCUCCAAAGCCAGCCAAACCUUCGGCCGUCUGCAAAGCAGUCUCGAAUCGCCACGGUCUCCACCCCGACACCAAAAUGAAGAUGAAAAAGGCGGUCUUCCUACUGGCGCUGCUGUUUGGAACGGAGACCUGGACGAUGUACAAGACGCAGGAGCGAAGACUCAGUCAUUUCCACCUCAGCUGUCUUCGACGGAUACUGAAGCUGGGGUGGCAGGACCGGAUGUGCAUGCAGCAUCACGCAGACGCAACCACUUCCACUCCAGUUGUCUUCGCCGAAUUCUGAAGCUGAGGUGGCAGGACCGGACCCCAGAUACGGACGUACGGGAACGAACGGGAAUCCUCAGCAUUUACGCCAUGCUGAGACAGUUGAAAGUGCGUUGA